Messenger RNA from Daphnia pulicaria, 4971 nucleotides. RefSeq names its product cold shock domain-containing protein E1-like (gene Unr). Lineage: Eukaryota; Metazoa; Arthropoda; Branchiopoda; Diplostraca; Daphniidae. The coding region runs from base 1166 to 4009 and encodes 947 amino acids. The transcript is spliced from 14 exons. Gene Ontology annotation, molecular function: nucleic acid binding. The record is from RefSeq and is a predicted model, not a curated record.
UUUGUGUUAGUUCGUCAAAUGUGAUCGUAUUUAUAGUUAUUUUUAUAUAAUCCCUGUUGUCGAUAAACGAUAACAGAAUAUUGAGGGAAUUUAUUUUAUUUUAUCACGACAACGUUUACUGUACGCUUAUACCAUAGCAUUACGUGAACGCUUAUUUUCCGGUGGCAUGUUUAGUAACAAAAGUAGCCCAAAGGCUUUGAUUUGACAAAAAUCGUUGAUAUGACAUGAUCACUUUUUUUGUUGGAUUUUGAAUUAGUUUGGACUUUCUGUUUCACAACUUAAAUUAUUACUGUAAGAACCCUACACCCAAAAGAGUUGGUCACCAUCUUGAAAUCGAAAAUAACUUCUAGUUGAAGACUCAGCGUGCUUUCAGCAAACAAUACAGCCACAUUCAUCAUUAACAUAUUUAAGCCUCCCAUCCAUCUACAGUUCUUGAACAUCAGCUCAUUGUUUAGUGUUAUUCCCCUCUCUCACAUAAGAAAAACAUAAAUAUCUCUGUCUCAAGCCAAAAGAAAACUUUCCUUAGAUAUUGUGUUCAGAUCUAUUGGCCUUUUGAAUUUCACCUUCUUUGGAACUAUUGUCAUUCAUAUCUGUAUCCCAAAUUGGUGUGCCAGUGUAAGUGAGUGUGAUUGUGUGGUUGUUUUAAGGGUAAGGGAGUAAUUGCUGGUAGGAAUUAUAGCCCUUAACAGCAACCCAUCAAGGAAAAGGCUCAGGUGUUGAUCCCACAUCCCCUCAUUGUGUUUGUUAUCCCCAUCCUUUUGUUUGCUGGUUAUCCUCAACCAUUGGUUGCAGUGACACUUUGAGUUCCAACUAAAGUCUUCUAUAAAACCAUUCAAUUUCAUUGUGUUACCAAAAGAGUGUUACAACCAGCUGUAACCAGAAACAAUCUCUUGAGCUAGGAAUUUACAAGCAAUUUACCAUCGUUGCCUUAUCUGUGAUAUUGUUGUCGUACAUUAAGAAAAGAAAAGAAAAAAAAAAAGUUAAAAAUAAUUUACUCAAAAACAAAACAAACAAAAAAAAAACGUAUAGUGUGUGCCCAACAUUUGAAUUUCCUUCCUAUUUUUGUGAGUGCUUAGUGUAAAUCCUCUAUUCUGAAAUCAUCCACCUAGUUCUGUUCCUGAUCUUUCCCUUCGGCGACCUUCCGCUCUAAAAAGUGCGAAGAAAAAUGUCGACGAAUCCACAAUGGAACUCAUCUCUCUAUUCUCCCAAGUCCGCUGCUCCGGCUUCGCUCCUCGGAUUCGGCUACAACGGUGGCAGCAAUAGCAGCAGUAACCUCUUGUCGUCUUCUGGAGCUGCAGUCAACGGGUUCAACAACUUUUCAUCAUUCGGGCGUUCAAACUCUGGCAGUGGAACAUUUUUUGCCUCGCAGACGAACUCUACCAGCACUCAAUUUUCGAUCAACAACGGCCAAGGUGGUUCAAUAUCACCUACACUUGGAUCUUCGUCUAUCGGGCACUUUCCCAUUGGCACAUUCAAUGCUAAUUCGGCUUUUAGUGAGGAUACCAUCAAGACUUCGCCCGCUGUUCACGUGGGCAAUGGAAACGUGCAUCGUGACGGAGGUUCCAAUUCUCCAAACAAUCUCGGCAGUAGAGAAACGGGAAUUAUCGAGAAACUACUGCAUUCCUAUGGAUUCAUUCAGUGUUGCGAACGCCAAGCUCGUCUCUUCUUUCAUUUUAGUCAAUUUGACGGCAAUAUUGAACACUUGAAGAUAGGAGACCCUGUUGAAUUUGAAGUGACUUACGAUCGCAGGAACGGGAAACCGAUUGCCAGCUCUGUUUCUAAAAUCGCUCCUGAAGUGGUAUUGAGUGAAGAGCGCGUAACUGGAACUGUCACUACCGAAUUGGGAACUGGCCAACAAGGGCGCAUAAGCUACGAGAAUCGUGGCGAGUGCUUUUUCUUGCCAUAUGGAAAGGAUGAUGUGGAAGGAAACGUGACACUCUCUGUUGGUGAUAAAGUCAGCUUCCAAAUUGCCACUAGUCACAGCGGUAACCUGGGAGCUCGUUAUAUCCGCUUGGAAAACCCGGCUCAUCCAGUUCGCUACCAGGGAGUGGUUUGUUCUCUGAAAGAGAGCUUUGGAUUUAUCGAACGUGGUGAUGUCGUGCGCGAAAUCUUUUUCCAUUUCUCUGAAGCCAAAGGCAUUGCUGACACGAUGGAACUCGGUGACGACGUUGAGUUCACGAUCCAAACCCGAAACGGAAAAGAAGUGGCUUGCAGUAUAAUCAAGUUGCCUUCCGGAACUGUCGUCUUUGAAGACGUCAACCCUGAAACUCUGAAAGGCCAAGUAUUGAAACCUUUGGAGCGCGGCGCAAAUGUUGCCGCUCUUAAUACGGAGCCACUCUCUGGCAGACUUCGCUAUCGUGGACGUGAUCGUUCGGAGGUAGAAAUUCCAUUUGGUGAUAAAGAUCAAAAGGGCGAAUAUACACUCAGGCAUGGAGAUUGGGUCCAGUUCAAUGUAGCGGUUGAUCGCCGUGAUAAACUGGAACGCGCCACCAAUAUUGAGUUGCAGGACGAAUCAUUUGUGGUCUCGGGUGAGAAACGUGAAACCGGUGUGGUAGCCGCUGUCAAGGAAGGUUAUGGCUUCAUCAAGUGCGCCGAGAGGGACGCUCGAGUCUUUUUCCAUUUCUCUGAAGUAAUUUCAUUGGACGAGGAUGUCGAUCAAAAUUCCGAAGUAGAAUUUACCAUGUCACAGGAUCAAACGCAACCCAACAAGCAAAGCGCAGUUCGUAUAAAAGUUCUACCCCCAGGAAGUGUGCAAUUUGAAGUGAUAACUCAGCGAAACAUAGUUGGAACUGUUACCAGAGAACCGUCAAGUAGUUGGGCUCAACGCAGUCCUAGUCGGGUGAAUGGAGAGAGGUCAGCUGAUGAUAUGGGGCUGGUAUCCUACCAGCUGAACGGAAUAAUGGAGCAUGUGCCCUUCCAGAUGAGAGAAUGUGAUGUUCGUAAUAGCCCGCGUCUGGGUGAUGAGGUUGAAUUUGAUUUGGCCCAAGUAAAACGCACGAAGGAACACAUCGGUCUGAAUAUCCGUAUAAUACAGCGUGCCCAAGUUAGCAAAUCCAGUAACAAGUUUUCGGAGAAUGGAGAGAACAACAAGAACGAUGCGCAACAUACAAAUGGAGACGCGAACAAAGUUCAAAAGGGAUUCAUUGCGUCGUUGAAGGAUACAUUCGGGUUCAUCGAAAACCUCUCACACGAUAAGGAGAUAUUCUUUCACUACAGUCAUUUCGAUGGGGAUGCCGAUUCUUUGGACCUGGGUCACGAGGUUCAGUAUACUCUUACAGGUAAAACCCCUUCGUCGGGGAAAAUAUCUGCUGAAAACGUUAAGUUGUUGAAGAAAGGAACCAUUGCCCGACACGCCAUCGAGGAAGAGAUUUUGGAUGGUAUUAUCGUUCGCCCACUGAGAAACGUUAAUCCCGACCAAGCUCAAUAUGCGGGACUAGUUAAACUAGGCGCUGACAUGGAUGCUGAAGAAGUGUCUUACGAAUUUGGAAUCACGAGCUUAGCUAACAAGAAAGAUUUCCUCCAACGUGGCGAUCAAGUUCAAUUCCAAAUCGAACGAACUGAAGACGGCAAAGAAAGAGCUACUCGUAUACGUGUUGUUCGUAAAAAGCUUCGCUCUACAGUUGACGCUAUCAAGGGCCAGUUUGGAUUCCUGAAUUAUGAAAUGGAAGAUGGUAAAAAGCUUUUCUUUCAUCUUUCUGAAGUGAAGGAUAAUGCAACUCUUCUACCCAACGAUACCGUCGAAUUCGUCCUCAUUACCAACCAACGUACAGGGAAAUCUUCGGCUUGCAAUAUUGUCAAAAUGGAAACCCAACGUCCAGAUUGGUUGGCUGCUCGUCUACGUACCAUGUCGGUUGACGAGAACGGACCCCGCUUCUAUGUGCUUCGCCAACCCAAAGGUCCGGAUGGUACUCGAGGAUUCAAAAUGGCACCUCGUUCAUCGGUAUCUAGCAAUGGCGUAUCGUCCUCCAAGACCAAUGGCGACUCGUCCGAAGCUGUGGGCAAUGCCUGAAUGACAUCGAAUUGGUUAAGCUACAACUUUGCUGUUUCUCUUUAACACUUCCCUCACUCAACUAUAUCUUCGUCGCUGAACAAAUAACGAAAGAAAGAAAAAAACCAAGCAUGUGGGAGGAGUCAUAAUGAGGUUCUUCCCUUCCCCCCUUCCUAUCGUUUGAGGUAAAAAAAAAAAUAACGUACAAUUCACAAAAAAAUAUCAAUAUUUCUUCUCUUAACAAAAAAAAAUCUACUGUAACGUGUUCGCAUCGAGGAACCGACUGUGAUGGGGUGGGACUUCAAGCGUGUUUUACAAAAUUAAAUAAGCAAAAGAAUCUAGUAGUGUGCGAACUUGGGUGUCGUGAAUCUUUUUUUUUAAUUAUUAUUAUUCCCUUUUUUUUUUCUUAUUAAAUUGUGAAUCAAAGCAUCAUUUGCCAUAUAAUUAUGUGGGAUUCUCGAGAAAGUCAAUUUCAAGUGCUACAAAUAAGUAGGCAGGCAGGUUGUAUUGAAUUAUCCGGACAAAAUCGCGCGAACGUUCUUUAAUUCCUAUCAUUGGGACGAAGGAUUUGUCUGGUCGCAGUCGAAAGCCGUCGAAGAAUGUUUGGCGUCUAGUCGAGAUGGGCUGACGAAAAAAGAAUUUGAGUAACUGAGCUAGAGGGGCGAAGAAAUAUUUUAUUACCACCGGCUUUUUCAGUUAACAGAAUUAUCUACGCCCUCUUUCAGGAUAUUACGUUGUGGCAGUAUCCUCCACUGCUCCCUCCCUCUCCCUUACCUUCUUUAUUUCUGGGUGACUCUUGUGAAACGUGGCUCUCGAAUAACUUCAGCAUGCAAAACAUUUAAUUUUUCUCGUUUCCCUCGAAAUUAGGUCCAACUUUUUUUUUCGAUGAAAUUCCGUUGUUCCUCUCCGAUACCACUGAGUCGGGCGUCCAAUAAAGUCCAACCCAAGUUUAUGCAAUUAAAAAUAAAACGGUUAUAACUUGG